This is a messenger RNA of Daucus carota subsp. sativus, 1803 nucleotides long. RefSeq lists its product as uncharacterized. Lineage: Eukaryota; Viridiplantae; Streptophyta; Magnoliopsida; Apiales; Apiaceae. The transcript is spliced from 4 exons. The record is from RefSeq and is a predicted model, not a curated record. Bases 77 to 1537 code for a protein of 486 amino acids.
UCUAUAUAAAGCUUAUUAUAAACCCCUCUGUUUUUCUAGCCAUGAUCCAACUAAGCUUGUAAAAACAAGUCCACAAAUGAUAAUGGAUCAUUCAACCUCAUCGAUCAGCGCUUCAUUCUCAUCCUCCUCAUCAUCACCAGCCUCUUCUCGUCGAUCCACGCCGCUCAACUCACCCAAAAACACCCCCGUCGUCUCAAUCCAGUGCUUGAAGUCCAGCUCCAAGUCUGAAGAAUGGACACCUGACACCCUUCAGACAGGAGACAUUGUGGAAAUCAUUACUAUUGGAAAUCUCACUGUCCGAUCUCCGUUUAAAAACGGAAAGUCUGGUGUGCAGAAGAUACUUCAUGAGUGUUAUAAGUCGAAAGAUACGUCGAUUCGGGUGAGUGUUAGGAGGGGAGCUGACCAGUUUGCGGAGCUCAUGGCGUGUAUUGUGCCUAAUGAGUCCGGUGGCAGGAAACAGUAUAUGUUGAGGUCGAUUGGUGAUCCUAAUUAUGCUGUUGGGUUUGUUGAUCGGACCGAGGCCGAGUGCUUCAAUUUGCAAGCUUCAAGAAACUCUAGGAUGGUGGAUGCAUUAGCUAAGACUCCACUUAAAGAUGGACAGGUAUCUUAUCCAUGGGAGAAGAGAAUGCAGGAGCAACUAUCAGUUCCUAACUCAAGCUUUUUUCUUUCAAUACUCUUCCUUCCUAGAACCUCAGACAAAAACCCUUCCCGCUACAAUGAUCUGGAGGACACUCUUGCUAGAUCUAAUGCAUGGCUGACUGCCUCUCAGGCAUCAGGGGUCCCUAUUGUAUUCAUGAACAUCCAGACUGAAUCCCUACUUACCAAGAUAUCAGGAGAGACUGCAUCUUCAACUGUAAAUGCUGGGUCAUUGUCGGAUUUGUCAAAUUUGGCUAAUGCAAGUUUGUAUGGCUUCGAGGAUUACCAUGGGGUGGACAUUGGUGUUGUUAGAGCAGUUCGACUGUGGUAUUCUCCUCUAGAAGGAGAAAUUCCUGUUGAAAUCAAAAUAAAAGAAACUGACACAAAGCUUGGCUUUGCCAUUAGCCGCACUGAAGAGGGUUUUAUAUACAUAUCUUCCGUAGCUGAAGGUGAUGAUGAUGCAUCUUCAACACGUUCAGGCCUCUGCAACAUGUAUAAAGAAGCAAACCGAGCAGGUAAACUCCUAGUGAUUUCAAGAGUAUCUAACCAGAAAGUCCUUCCCUGGAUUGUUUCUCCAGCAGGACAAAUACGAUGUUACGAUACUGUUUCCCUCAGCCAGAAGCUCUCAUUGCACCGGCAUGCAAAGGUUUCUAUACUCCUUCACACCUUCUUGUGGGAUUCAAGUGUUUCUUCUCUUAUAAAGGGAUUUGGUGCCAUGGCUCCAGCUGCAUUAUCCUUGCCGCCAGAAACACAAACAGCACAACUUGCAAAUGAUAACCGGUUAUCAUCCUUCACAUAUGACGAAUCAAAUGAGAGCACUCAGAGCAGUGUACGUAGCGAGGAUGGACCACGACUCCAACCCGAGAGAAACACGUUAGGAGAUACCUCCUUUCGGUUCUAAGAUUUUGCAGUUCCACACAACAGGGGCUAAGAUAUAAGUUAUUGUUUGAGUCGUUUCUUGUAUGCUUCGUAUUGAUUUGUACAUAGAGAUACAUCAGUUGUAGUUUAGUCCGGAGCUUUUGCCCUGAUUGUAUCUGUAGUAACUCUGUAGUCCAUAGAAAUGUGAGUCUGUUUAUUAAUCACAUAGGCCCUUGAGUUCUAAACUUGUAUUUGUAUGGGAAAACAUUUGAUAAUAGACGUAAAGCUGCUUCGCUUCAAUGGUUCAGA